This is a messenger RNA of Neogale vison (American mink), 7877 nucleotides long. It is a transcript of the gene TNRC6B, whose product is annotated as trinucleotide repeat containing adaptor 6B. The coding region runs from base 246 to 6053 and encodes 1935 amino acids. Gene Ontology annotation, cellular component: P-body; nucleoplasm. The transcript is spliced from 26 exons. The record is from RefSeq and is a predicted model, not a curated record. Gene Ontology annotation, molecular function: nucleic acid binding. Lineage: Eukaryota; Metazoa; Chordata; Mammalia; Carnivora; Mustelidae. Gene Ontology annotation, biological process: positive regulation of nuclear-transcribed mRNA poly(A) tail shortening; miRNA-mediated post-transcriptional gene silencing.
UACUGGAUGGAGAGAGGAGCUCAGGGGAAACAGCGCGAGGGCGAGGCACCAAUGAGCUAAAAAAAGAAAAAAGAGGAUGGUUGCGCCAAGUGAGCUCGGCCGCCAUCAUGCUCUAGUUUCCCCUUCGCCUCUCCGCGUCCGCGACCAAGGAAGCGGCCUCUGGGAUGCUGAGGGGGUGUGUCCCCGAAUGAUUGGCGCAGGCAGCUCAGCCAAUCCUAGCUCGUCAAACGGGAAGCACUUGACCAAUGAGGGGCGACGGCAGCGGCGAGGAAUUGGAGGGGCGGAACCGCAGCUUGAUGGGCACAAAAGUCAGCCAGGUUUGGGAUUUUUGCACUGAAUGUAGUCUAGCCUCAUCUUCACGGGUUCGUGUUGCCCCAGGAUACUGUCAAAGGCAGUAUUUGUGUGUUUCUGCAGAGUUUUGCACAGAGUCUGUUCCCAUGCAAACCAAUGAGGGAGAAGUGUCGGAAGAAAGCAGUUCCAAGGUGGAACAGGAGGAUUUUGUAAUGGAAGGGCAUGGCAAGACUCCACCUCCUGGUGAAGAAAGCAAACAAGAGAAGGAGCAAGAAAGGGAAGAACAGUUAAUGGAAGACAAGAAAAGGAAGAAAGAGGAUAAAAAGAAAAAAGAAGCCACUCAGAAGGUCACGGAACAAAAAACCAAAGUGCCCGAAGUGACGAAACCAAGUUUAAGCCAACCAACGGCCGCCAGCCCAAUUGGCAGCUCUCCAUCGCCACCAGUCAAUGGUGGCAACAAUGCCAAAAGGGUGGCAGUGCCGAACGGACAACCGCCAAGCGCCGCCCGCUACAUGCCUCGGGAGGUGCCGCCGCGAUUCCGUUGCCAGCAGGACCACAAAGUGUUACUAAAACGUGGGCAGCCCCCUCCACCGUCCUGCAUGCUCCUCGGGGGUGGGGCAGGGCCUCCUCCCUCCACCGCGCCUGGAGCAAACUCAAACAACGCACAAGUGACAGGAACGCUGCUGCAGGGUGACGGUGGGACCGCGCCAGAGUCAACCCUUGGAGGUGCUGCUGCUUCAAAUUAUGCAAAUUCCACUUGGGGCCCGGGAGCCUCCUCCAACAACGGCGCCUCCCCCAACCCCAUUCACAUCCGGGACAAGGUGAUUGUAGACGGGUCUGACAUGGAAGAGUGGCCUUGUAUUGCCAGCAAAGACACUGAGUCUUCUUCCGAAAACACCACCGAUAACAACAGUGCCUCGAACCCUGGCUCUGAGAAGAGCACUCUGCCAGGAAGCACCACUAGUAACAAAGGAAAAGGGAGCCAGUGCCAGUCUGCAAGUUCUGCGAACGAAUGUAAUCUUGGGGUCUGGAAAUCUGACCCUAAGACUAAAUCUGUUCAAUCUUCCAACUCUACUACAGAGGGCAACAAUGGACUAGGAAAUUGGAGGAAUGUGAGUGGUCAGGAUAGAGUCGGACCUGGCUCUGGCUUCAGCAACUUUAACCCAAAUAGCAACCCAUCUGCCUGGCCAGCGCUGGUCCAAGAAGGAAAUUCUAGGAAAGGGGCAUUGGAAGCGGAUACGAGUAAUUCCAGUGCACAGGUUAGCACAGUAGGUCAGGCGUCCAGGGAACAGCAGUCAAAGAUGGAAAAUGCGGGUGUUAAUUUUGUUGUCUCUGGCAGAGAACAGGCUCAAAUUCAUAACACUGAUGGACCAAAAAAUGGAAACACUAACUCCUUGAACUUAAGUUCACCAAACCCCAUGGAGAAUAAGGGAAUGCCCUUUGGAAUGGGCUUGGGGAACGCCUCCAGGAGCACUGAUGCCCCUUCACAAAGCACUGGAGAUCGAAAGACUGGGAGUGUUGGAUCUUGGGGUGCAGCUAGGGGGCCUUCUGGAACUGACACAGCCUCUGGACAAAGCAAUUCUGGAAACAAUGGGAACAAUGGAAAGGAUAGAGAGGACUCCUGGAAAGGAGCUUCUGUUCAGAAAUCAUCUGGGUCAAAAAAUGACUCUUGGGACAACAAUAAUAGGUCUACGGGUGGGUCCUGGAACUUUGGCCCUCAGGACUCUAACGACAACAAAUGGGGUGAAGGGAACAAAAUGACAUCUGGGGUCUCUCAGGGAGAAUGGAAACAGCCGACUGGGUCUGAUGAGUUGAAAAUUGGAGAAUGGAGUGGUCCAAACCAACCAAAUUCUAGCACUGGAGCAUGGGACAAUCAGAAGGGCCACCCCCUCCCUGAAAACCAAGGCAAUGCCCAGGCUCCCUGUUGGGGAAGAUCUUCCAGCUCCACAGGAAGUGAAGUUGGAGGUCAAAGCACUGGAAGCAACCACAAAGCAGGAAGUAGUGACAGUCAUAAUUCUGGCCGUCGGUCAUACCGGCCCACACAUCCUGAUUGUCAGGCUGUCUUACAGACUCUUUUGAGCCGAACUGAUUUGGACCCCAGGGUGCUCUCAAACACUGGCUGGGGCCAAACUCAAAUUAAGCAGGACACAGUGUGGGAUAUUGAAGAGGUGCCAAGGCCUGAGGGGAAGUCUGACAAAGGAACUGAGGGGUGGGAGAGCGCUGCCACACAGACCAAGAACUCAGGGGGCUGGGGAGACGCACCCAGCCAAAGCAAUCAAAUGAAGUCUGGAUGGGGGGAGCUCUCAGCCUCUACAGAGUGGAAAGACCCCAAGAACACAGGAGGCUGGAAUGACUACAAGAACAGCAACUCUUCCAACUGGGGAGGCGGACGACCGGAUGACAAGACCUCUUCCUCUUGGAACGAGAACUCCAGCAAGGAUCAGGGGUGGGGAGGGGGGCGCCAGCCCAAUCAAGGAUGGACUUCCGGGAAGAAUGGUUGGGGAGAGGAAGUUGAUCAAGCGAAAAACAGCAGUUGGGAAAGUUCGGCAAGUAAACCUGGGUCUGGGUGGGGUGAAGGAGGGCAGAACGAAAUCGGAACUUGGGGGAACAGUGGGAGUGCAAGCCUAGCUUCCAAAGGCGGGUGGGAAGAAUGCAAAAGGUCUCCAGCUUGGACUGAGACUGGCAGACAGCCCAGUUCCUGGAAUAAACAGCACCAACAGCAGCAGCAGCCACAGCAGCCACCGCCACCACAACCAGAAGCUUCCGGUUCAUGGGGAGGCCCACCCCCACCACCUCCAGGCAAUGGACGACCUUCUAGUUCCAACUGGAGCAGUGGGCCACAGCCAGUAACCCCUAAGGAUGAGGAACCCAGUGGUUGGGAAGAGCCAUCCCCACAGUCAAUUAGUCGGAAAAUGGACAUCGAUGAUGGCACUUCGGCAUGGGGAGACCCUAACAGUUAUAACUACAAGAAUGUGAAUCUGUGGGAUAAGAAUUCCCAAGGGGGCCCAGCACCUCGAGAACCAAACCUGCCUACCCCGAUGACCAGUAAAUCAGCAUCAGUCUGGAGCAAAAGCACACCACCUGCUCCAGAUAAUGGUACUUCAGCUUGGGGUGAGCCAAACGAAAGCAGUCCUGGGUGGGGUGAAAUGGAUGACACGGGAGCAUCGACCACAGGCUGGGGGAACACACCCUCCAACGCUCCAAAUGCCAUGAAACCUAAUUCCAAAUCUAUGCAAGACGGCUGGGGGGAGAGUGACGGUCCAGUGACGGGAACUCGCCAUCCCAGCUGGGAAGAGGAGGACGAUGGAGGAGUCUGGAACACCGCCGGCUCUCAGGGAAGUGCUUCCUCCCACAACUCAGCAAGCUGGGGACAAGGAGGAAAGAAGCAAAUGAAGUGCUCACUGAAAGGAGGAAACAAUGAUUCAUGGAUGAAUCCUCUUGCCAAACAGUUUUCAAAUAUGGGAUUGCUGAGUCAAACUGAAGAUAAUCCAGGCAGCAAAAUGGAUUUGUCUGUAGGGAGCCUUCCAGAUAAGAAAUUUGACGUGGACAAACGAGCGAUGAAUCUCGGGGAUUUUAAUGAUAUCAUGAGGAAGGAUCGAUCUGGGUUCCGUCCACCUAAUUCCAAAGACAUGGGAACCACAGAUAGUGGGCCUUAUUUCGAGAAGCUGACUUUGCCUUUCUCCAAUCAAGAUGGGUGCCUUGGGGAUGAGGCUCCCUGCUCUCCCUUCUCCCCUUCUCCCAGCUACAAGCUGUCUCCCUCUGGUUCCACACUACCCAACGUCAGCCUUGGAGCAAUCGGCACAGGGCUCAACCCCCAAAACUUCGCUGCUAGACAAGGUGGCAAUCAUGGUUUGUUUGGAAAUAGCACAGCACAAUCGAGAGGUAUGCACACACCGGUGCAGCCACUAAGUUCUUCUCCUAAUCUCCGGGCGCAAGUGCCUCCCCAGUUUAUUUCCCCCCAGGUUUCUGCCUCAAUGCUCAAGCAGUUUCCCAACAGUGGCCUGAACCCAGGUCUUUUCAAUGUGGGGCCCCAGUUGUCUCCUCAACAAAUUGCCAUGCUGAGCCAGCUUCCACAGAUUCCCCAAUUUCAGUUGGCAUGUCAGCUUCUCCUGCAGCAGCAGCAGCAGCAGCAGUUGCUACAGAACCAGAGGAAGCUUUCUCAAGCUGUGCGCCAGCAGCAAGAGCAGCAGCUGGCUCGGAUGGUGAGUGCGCUCCAGCAGCAGCAGCAGCAGCAGCAGCAGCAGAGACAGCCUGGCAUGAAGCACUCGCCCUCUCAUCCUGUUGGGCCCAAGCCACAUCUGGACAACAUGGUACCCAACGCUCUGAAUGUGGGGCUCCCAGACCUUCAAACCAAAGGGCCAAUACCUGGAUAUGGUUCUGGCUUCAGCUCUGGCGGCAUGGACUAUGGCAUGGUUGGUGGGAAGGAGGCUGGAACAGAGUCUCGCUUUAAACAGUGGACCUCCAUGAUGGAGGGACUGCCCUCUGUAGCCACACAGGAAGCCAAUAUGCACAAAAAUGGCGCUAUCGUGGCCCCUGGUAAGACUCGAGGAGGGUCACCAUACAACCAGUUUGAUAUCAUCCCGAGUGACACACUGGGUGGCCAUACGGGUCCUGCUGGUGAUAGCUGGUUACCUGCCAAAUCUCCACCAACAAAUAAAAUCGGAAGUAAAUCCAGCAAUGCCAGUUGGCCUCCAGAAUUCCAACCAGGAGUGCCGUGGAAAGGUAUCCAAAACAUUGACCCUGAAUCUGACCCCUAUGUCACCCCAGGAAGUGUGCUGGGGGGUACAGCCACAUCUCCCAUUGUAGAUACUGACCACCAACUUCUGCGGGAUAACACCACAGGGUCUAAUUCUUCCCUCAACACCUCGCUGCCUUCACCUGGUGCCUGGCCCUACAGUGCCUCUGACAACUCCUUUACCAACGUUCAUAGCACUUCAGCAAAGUUCCCUGAUUAUAAAUCAACAUGGUCCCCAGAUCCCAUAGGACACAACCCCACUCAUCUCUCCAACAAGAUGUGGAAAAACCAUAUUUCCUCAAGGAACACUACACCGCUGCCCCGCCCACCUCCCGGUCUGACCAACCCCAAACCGUCAUCUCCCUGGAGCAGCACAGCACCCCGAUCAGUCAGGGGGUGGGGGACACAGGACUCGCGGCUUGCCUCGGCCUCUACCUGGAGUGAUGGUGGUUCAGUCCGUCCCAGUUACUGGCUGGUUCUUCACAAUCUCACUCCACAGAUCGAUGGGUCAACGUUGAGAACCAUCUGCAUGCAGCAUGGCCCACUGCUGACAUUCCAUCUGAACCUAACCCAGGGCACUGCCCUGAUUCGAUACAGCACCAAACAGGAGGCGGCCAAGGCCCAGACCGCACUGCACAUGUGUGUGUUGGGAAACACUACCAUCCUGGCUGAGUUUGCCACCGAUGACGAAGUUAGCCGCUUUCUGGCACAAGCUCAACCCCCUACACCUGCAGCAACCCCAAGUGCACCCGCCACAGGUUGGCAGUCGCUGGAGACCGGCCAGACCCAGUCAGAUCCCGUCGGACCGGCUCUGAAUCUUUUCGGUGGGUCCACGGGGCUCGGGCAGUGGAGCAGCAGUGCUGGCGGCAGCAGCGGGGCCGAUCUUGCUGGCGCUUCGUUGUGGGGGCCCCCAAACUAUUCUUCUAGCUUGUGGGGAGUCCCAGCUGUGGAAGAUCCCCAUAGGAUGGGCAGCCCUGCUCCCUUACUACCUGGUGACCUUCUGGGAGGAGGGUCGGAUUCAAUCUGAACUUAGAACUUUCAACUCUGACCUCGUGACCUUUUUUGGAACAGCAGCAGCACUAACUUGACCUUUUCGUUUUUUUUUUCAACUUGCAAUAAAUACAUUUUUAAAAGGAAAAAAGAAAACGGAGAGAGAAAAAAAAGGUGGGUCAUUGACAGACUGUCUGAGCACAUAGUUGCCUCCCUUAUAACUUCAGUUUUUUCGUUUGGAAUAUGAAUCCAAAAAGAGAACAUAUCACUCUUGAAAUACUUGAAUCAUGAACGCCAACCUAGAAAGACAAUGUGAAGCAAGUACACAUACCAUUUAAAUUUAAACACAAAAAAAAAAUUAAAAAAAUUAGUUUCUAGUUUUUCACUUUUUUCAUGUUAUAUGGAAGUUGUUGCUAAGAAACAUAUAUACUGAAAAAAAAUAGCUUUUUAACUUUGUUUGCACUGGGUGUGUUUCCGUCCUUAGGUCUACCACGUUUGGGAGGGAGGGGAAUUCAAAAGAAUUGUUGGGGUGGGGGGGGGGAGACUUGACGGAGCCUCACUUUAAAAACAAAAACACAAAAAACCUAAAAAAAAAAAAAAAGGAAAAAAUUUGUGAUUGGCUGGUUGAUAAAUACCAGUGUGUUCUGGCACAUGUAACUGCCCAGGCAUGCUCGUUCUGGUAUGUGUGUGCACGUGUGUUCAUGUGCAUCCGCGUGCAUCCUUCUCUCUGUCUCUGUGUGUGUGUGUGUGUGUGUGUGUACACCCGUGUCCUCUUCCUCCUCCCCCACUCGAUCUCAGAAAGCUGCGUUGCUGACAGUCUGCAGGCUGGCUGGCCGGCCAACUGCUUUUUAUUUUAUUUUCUGUUUUGUAAACUAAGAGAACACACAAGCGCAGGGAGCCACUGCUUACUAAAGCAACUCCGUUGGGCUGCAUUAAGAUGAACAGAGUGCUUUUUAAUGAUUUCAUAAGCGGGGAGCUCCUUUCCAUUUGCAAAUUAGCCCGAGUGAGUUUUCUCUUGCUUUUCUUUUGACCUAGCAGUAGAGCGGAGCACUGCCAAGUCCAAAAAAGUAGGAGAGCAGGAGGCACCUGGUGGAGCAACCGUGUGUUUACUGAUUUCUGGGUUUUUUUUAAAGUUCAUGGCCACCGGGCACAUGGAAUACCCACUAAGUUUAAUCCAGGCCUUUUCUUUCAUCAGUCUGACUGGGAACAGGCGAUUUUUCACGUACAGCACGUCUCAAAGGCAGAAAAAGAACGCUCCCCCUCUCGUGUCCUCAGGUAGGAGGAAUUGAGCAGACGUGAGGUAGUGCCGAAUUAAGGUUUCCAUUGGUUCUCUUUUUCGUUUUGUGAAAACGGACACAAAUCGGUUGCGAGCAGCCUCCUGAGAGCCCCUGCAGCUUCUCCCUCUCUCUGCUCCUCUCUCGCCGAGCGUUACCUGUGCCAGGCCGCGGCGUCUUACAGCACGAGGCCAUCACUGACAGAAACGUUUACUUAACGAAUGUCCUUAAACCAGUGUGGACUUCAAGCGUCUGCUUUCGUUCCUCUGUGUUGUGUGUUUCCUGUGUAUGUGGUUUUCGCUUAGGCAGGUAUAACUUAGCAAAGACUUUUUAAGUAUUGCACCUUUUUUUGGUUUUGACCUCUAUUUUUUUUUCCUUGUAAUGUUGCUUUUUUAAUUUCAGUAUUUAAAGACUUUUUUUUUUAAAGCAUCAAUGUAGUAGUACUCUGGGCUGACUAGGGGGCAACUUUUAAUCCACAGUUACCACCAACAUGUAUGUACUUAGUUGGAAUCAACAUGUAUCAGACUGCAUUUUGUGAAGAGUUCUAGCAGACCCGAAAACCCCUUUAUACGAAGCGGAUGGCUGGC